CAGUGGCCUAUAAAAUGUUAGAGCCAUUAUGGUGCCAUCCUUCAGAUAAUGUCAUUUGGAUGACUACUGCAGAAAGAGGAGAUUAGGGAAGUUUCCUCGUAGUCCCGUAGUUACGUGUCUCGUUCAAAGGGAACGAAGGGAUGGUUAGGGUGGUGUUUCUGCACCCUGACCUGGGUAUCGGGGGCGCGGAGCGUCUGGUGGUGGACGCGGCGGUGGCGCUCCGCUCCAAAGGCUGCUCAGUGCAGGUCUGGACAGCCCACUACGACCCCCAGCACUGCUUCUCCGAGACCCUCGACCCCGACCUGCCCGUCGUCUGCGUGGGGGACUGGCUGCCAACCAGCAUCUUCGGAUACUUCCACGCCCUCUGCGCUUACCUGCGCAUGAUCUACGUGGCCUUCUUCCUCAUCUUCCUCAGCGGGGUGGAGUUCGAUGUGGUGUUCUGUGACCAGGUGUCCGCUUGCAUUCCUGUGCUGAGGUUGGCUCGCCAGAGGAAGAAGGUCCUGUUCUACUGCCACUUCCCUGACCAGCUCCUGACCCAGCGGCACUCUACCCUGAAGAGGCUCUACAGGGCUCCCAUCGAUUGGCUGGAGGAGCGGACCACUGGCAUGGCUGACUGCGUGGUGGUCAACAGCCGCUUCACGGCGGGGGUCUUCAGGCGCACUUUCAAGAGCCUGGCCGGCGUCCACAUAGAUGUCCUCUACCCCUCGCUCAACUCGGCGGCCUUCGACGGCGAGUUUGAGGAGCUGGACGGCCUGAUCCCGGAGAAGAAGACCUGGAUCUUUCUCUCCAUAAAUCGCUACGAGCGCAAGAAGAACUUAGCCCUGGCCCUGCAGGCCCUGGGGGCGCUCCGGCAGAGGCUGACCCCAGAUCAGCGGGAGAGGGUCCACCUAGUGAUGGCGGGCGGCUAUGACGAGCGGGUGCCGGAGAACGUGGAGCACUACGCCGAGCUGAAGGCCCUGGCGUCCAGCCUGGGCCUGGACGACAGCGUCACCUUCCUGCGCUCCUUCUCGGACCAGCAGAAGGUCUCGCUGCUGCACCACAGCACGUGCGUCCUCUACACGCCCAGCAACGAGCACUUCGGCAUCGUGCCAGUGGAGGCCAUGUACACCCGCUGCCCCGUCAUCGCCGUUAACUCGGGCGGCCCGCUGGAGUCCGUCGCUGACAAGGAGACGGGCUUCCUCUGCGAGCCCGCGGCGGAGAGCUUCGCCGAGGCCAUGGAGCGGUUCGUCCGGGACCCGCGGCUGCAGCGGGAGAUGGGGGAGGCCGGCCGGCAGCGCGUCCUGGAGCGCUUCUCCCUGGACGCCUUCUCCGACCAGCUGCACCGCCACAUCCUGCGGCUGGCGGAGUAGCGGGCCCGGGCGGAAACCGCGGGAGGAGGAUGCCGGAGAUUCCGCGGACGAUCCCCAGCGGCAUUCCAAAGGAGCUGUUGCUCGGGCAGGGUAAUGAAGGAAUCUCUGCCCCCUAUUGAACGAGGAGCCGUGAUUAGCCGCGGGGCGAGACGAGGGCUGGAACUGGACAAGGGAGAACAAUAGGGGCGGAAACCUCAGCUUGGGAAAUAUGUUUCGAAGUUGUCUGACCGGCAGGCCGUAAUGAAUUCGCUCGCCGCGCGGAUUCAUCAGCGGCUUCAGAUGAGACACUGAGACGCGCGCUGUCCUUUGCAUCCUUUGCUCUGUCAGACACCAUUAGGGAGUCUCUUCAAGAUCGAUGUUGGACAUUUUUCUCCCCCUUGCACCUCCUAGUUGGAGCUUUGUUCCGUUAUAAUAAUGACAGAAAUAAAGGUUAGGAUUGAAACCCUGUAGACAAAGACCCAGAAUUCUUUUUUUUUUUUU
Megalops cyprinoides (Indo-Pacific tarpon) is the source of this 1829-nucleotide messenger RNA. RefSeq names its product ALG2 alpha-1,3/1,6-mannosyltransferase (gene alg2). Bases 141 to 1349 code for a protein of 402 amino acids. The transcript has 3 exons. The record is from RefSeq and is a predicted model, not a curated record. Lineage: Eukaryota; Metazoa; Chordata; Actinopteri; Elopiformes; Megalopidae. Gene Ontology annotation, molecular function: alpha-1,3-mannosyltransferase activity; GDP-Man:Man(1)GlcNAc(2)-PP-Dol alpha-1,3-mannosyltransferase activity.